This is a messenger RNA of Rotaria sp. Silwood1, 405 nucleotides long. The record is from the annotation of a GenBank genome assembly. Lineage: Eukaryota; Metazoa; Rotifera; Eurotatoria; Philodinida; Philodinidae.
AUGAAUGAAAAAUUAAAUACUAAAACUAUAAGUUCAUGUAAAACAUUUAUUUCAAAAAAUAAGAAAUUAAUAAUUAAAAAACCAAUAACAAUAACACCAUUUCAUAUUUAUUUAAAAGAUGAACGUCAAAAAUUAAUGAAUAAAUAUCGAAAAAUGUCAAUUAAUGAUAUAAAUAAAUGUUUAUCUAAACGUUGGAAAAAAAUGUCUAAUCGAAUGAAAUAUAAUUAUGAAUAUCGAGCAUAUCUUGCUAAAAAACGUUUAUAUAAAAAACAAGGUAAAUUAAUUCGAUUAAAAAAACCUUCUUUUAUUAAACGAAUAUCUUCAAAAACAAGACAAAUAAAGAAUAAAAAACAACAACUACUAUCAAACACAUUUCGAUCAAAUACUUCAAUUCGAACAAAAUGA